Oryza sativa Japonica Group (Japanese rice) is the source of this 1105-nucleotide messenger RNA. NCBI's taxonomy places the organism in Eukaryota, Viridiplantae, Streptophyta, Magnoliopsida, Poales, Poaceae. The record is from RefSeq and is a predicted model, not a curated record.
ACCAAACGAGGGUCCAAUUUGCAGAAGUAGAGGCCGCGUCCAGUACACUCCAGUGGGGUAGAUCUCAGCCGUUGAAUCGAUAUGUGAUGCGCGGUCCAUUCAUCAACCCACGUCAUCGCCCAAUCCGCAGCCGCCGCCGCCUCGCCGGCGCUUCCCUCGCCGGAGAGGAUGGGCGCCGCCGCGAAGCCCCCACCCUUCGUCUGCUUCAAGUGGCCAUGGGGCCCCGACCCCAAGGCAACGAGCCCUAGCCCUAGCCCGAGCCCCUGCGGCGACCUCGAGAUGCCCUGGCUGCUCAAGUCCAUCCGCACCGUGGCGCAGGGCCUCCUCAUCGCCGGCGACCUCCCCUCCCCCUCGUCGGACGGGGGAGGAGGCGGCGGUGGGGCGAGGACGAGGUGGAGGAGGAGGAGGCGGCUGGGCCCUGGGCUGGCGGCGGAGGCGGACCGCGGGGAGGCGGAGCAGCGGGCGCUCGCGGCAGCGCUGGCGAGCGGGAGGGACGCGACCGUGCUGGAGUUCUACUCGCCCCGGUGCCGCCUGUGCUCGUCGCUGCAGGGGCUCGUGCGCGAGCUCGAGGACGGCGCAGGCGGGCGGGCCGGCUUCGUGCUCGCCGACGCCGAGGACGACCGGUGGCUCCCCGAGCUUCUGCAUUACGACAUCAGAUAUGUCCCGUGCUUUGUGCUUCUUGACAAGAAUGGACGAGCCUUAGCAAAGACUGGCGUACCGACUAGCAGGCAGCACGUCAUCGCUGGCCUUCAUCACCUUCUUAACAUGAAUCAGAUAUCUGUGCAAGAAGGAACGAAGAGCACGGCAUGAUGAAGUUCCUUACUUCCUUGAGCAAGUCAUGUAAUUGUUGAUAAGAGUGUCAGAAUUCAGAUAGUGCAUGGUUACCAAGCAUGACGAUCAACAAUGCUGAAAAAAUCUUAUUUCUUUUCCAGUUAGGCAUAUAUUAUCUGUUUUCUGUCUAUAUUCUUGAACCGAAUGAUGUGUUCUGAAAAAUUCAGAAUAUGAGAGCUUUUGGUUUAGAUACUGCUUCUGAAAUUUGUGUACAGCUGUUGAUGUUUUGGGAGAAAUGGAUAUAAUUCAUGAAAGAAACCAUGUAUUACCUUUU